This is a messenger RNA of Onychostoma macrolepis, 3069 nucleotides long. It is a transcript of the gene calr3b, whose product is annotated as calreticulin 3b. The record is from RefSeq and is a predicted model, not a curated record. NCBI's taxonomy places the organism in Eukaryota, Metazoa, Chordata, Actinopteri, Cypriniformes, Cyprinidae. Gene Ontology annotation, molecular function: calcium ion binding. Bases 93 to 1361 code for a protein of 422 amino acids. Gene Ontology annotation, cellular component: endoplasmic reticulum membrane; endoplasmic reticulum. The transcript has 9 exons. Gene Ontology annotation, biological process: protein folding.
UCCUGAGCCACGGAUAAACUGAGAGCAGUAGAGCGCGAGCACGAGAGGGACGGAAGGAGCGUGCGUGUUAAUUCCUCAAAUUAACAAAAAAAAUGCAAAUUAUUACAUUAUUCCAGCUUGUUUCUGCCUCAUUAUUGGCACUGGCUGCCAAUGCAGAGGUGUACUUUAAAGAGCAGUUUCUGGAUGGAGAUGCCUGGAAGAGUCGAUGGGUGAACUCGGAGCACAAAUCUGAUUACGGCCAGUUUAAACUAACCGCCGGAAACUUCUACGGAGAUGCUGAGAAAGACAAGGGUCUGCAGACCAGCCAGGAUGCCCGUUUCUACGCCACCUCUGCCCGCUUCGAGCCCUUCAGCAACGAGGGCAAAACUCUGGUGAUCCAGUUCACCAUCAAACACGAGCAGAAGAUCGACUGCGGAGGCGGAUACGUUAAAGUCUUCCCGGCUGAUCUCAACCAGGCUGACAUGCACGGAGACUCCCAGUAUUACGUCAUGUUCGGGCCUGAUAUCUGCGGCUACAGCACCAAGAAGGUUCACGUCAUCUUCAACUACAAAGGCAAGAACCACCUUAUCAAGAAAGAGAUCAAGUGCAAGGAUGAUGAAUUGACUCACUUGUACACACUGAUCCUGAAUCCGGAUCAGACGUACGAGGUGAAGAUUGACAACGAGAAGGUGGAGUCUGGCUCUCUGGAGGAGGACUGGGACUUCCUGCCCUUGAAGAAGAUCAAGGACCCCGAAGCCAAGAAACCUGAGGACUGGGACGACCGCGCCAAGAUCGACGACGAGACGGACACCAAACCUGAGGACUGGGAUAAGCCUGAGAACAUUCCCGAUCCUGAUGCCAAGAAGCCAGACGACUGGGAUGAGGAUAUGGACGGAGAGUGGGAACCUGCCAUGAUCCCAAACUCAGAGUACAAGGGUGAGUGGAAACCCAAACAGAUCGACAACCCCAACUACAAGGGUGUCUGGGUGCAUCCUGAAAUCGACAACCCUGAGUACACUCCUGAUGCUGCGAUCUACAAAUUCGACAACGUUGGAGUCAUUGGGCUGGAUCUCUGGCAGGUAAAAUCCGGCACUAUUUUUGACAACUUCCUCAUCACCGAUGACGUGAAGGAAGCUGAGGAUUUCGGAAAUGAAACGUGGGGUGCUACAAAGGGUCCCGAGAAGAAAAUGAAGGAGGAACAGGAUGAGAAGAAACGCAAAGAGGAGGAGGAGAAGAACAAGGAGCAGAGCACAGAAGCAGAGGAGGAGGAGGAGGAGGGGGAGGAAGAGGAAGAUGAAGGCGAGGAGGAAGAGGAUGACGAGACCGAAGAGGCUCCAGAGGAGGGAGACGACGAUGAUGCGGUUCCCAAAGACGAACUGUAAUGCAGGAAGUAGAUUACCGUCCACAUUCCGUGGUUGCCAGGGAAACGACUGCAGUGCAUUCAUUCUAAACGCGACGCCCUUAGAGACGCCGAUGAUGUCAAGAUGAUGUCAUACAGGGCAAGCGGGCGAAUGGAAGUUCUCAACCCAUACAUUUAAUUUGCGACCAUUGACCUUUAACGAGCCAGUUUUUUUUGUUAUUGAAGAGUUUUCUGUACAGUACCAGGGAUCUGAUAUGUUUGACAUCUUUUAAUGCUGAUCUACGAUUGUGCCUUUCUUGUUUGCAAAAUCGAUGCCCAUAUUAGUUCAUGUUGUUGGUGUCAGUUAUGUUCAGUUAGUUUGAAAGAACUAGACGAAAUUCAUGAAGUUUACUUGAAUUAUAGUUAUGAAAGCCCGUUUUCACCACUGAAUACAAAAAUAAAAAGAAAAUGUAUCCCACAAUUCUGACUUUUUUUCUCACAAUUCUGAGCUUAUAUCUCACAAUUUGAACUUUCUGUCUUGCACUUCUGAGAAAAAAGUAAGAAUCGCAAGAUAUAAACUCAUUACACUGAGAAAAAAGUCUGAAUUGUGAGCUUUAAAUUGAAAAUGGCAAGAUAAAAAAAUAAGAAUUAUGAGAUAUAAACUUAAAACUGCUAGGUAUAAACUCAAAAUUGCGAGAUAUAAGCUCAAAGUACUGUGAAAAUCUCAGAAUUGUGAGAAGGUUAUUUACAAUUAUUAUUAUUUUUUUUAUUCUGUAGCAGAAACAAAAAGCCUCAGAAUUGCAAGGGAAAAAGUCGGACAAAAACAUCAGAAUUGCGAGAUAUAAACCCAGUAUUCUGACUUUUUUCCCUUGCAGUUCUGAAACAAAAUCUGAACUGUGAUAUAAAGUCACAAUUAAAUUUUUUUUUUUUUUUUUUAAUCCCAUAGUGGAAACGGACUUCCAUAAAUAGUAUGGAAUGGGAUGUUACACAGUUCACAGCUUGCAUAGUUGUUUCUCCACAUUGCAGAAAUGUGAUGAGCGCGAAGUGCGAUGAAACGGAAUAGUAGAGAUGGUGAUUUUCGCUCUAUUGUUAUUAAUGAGAGAUUAAUCAGAUCACAGGCUGGGUUUCAAACUAUGAUGGCCCUCGUUUCUGAAACACAAGCAGAACAAAAUCAGUUUUUUGUGUAAAUUGUUGCAGGAAAACUUACAGCGGUUUACGCAAAUUCAUUCUGCUUUUAUUUCAUCAACGAGAACCGAUGAAUGUUUGUACUGUAGUGCAAAAUAAAUUCACAAUGGCAUAAUGUUCCUUUGGCACUGAUUUAGUUUUGUUCUGUUACCGCAGUUUGUGUGCUGCGUUUGUUAUCCAUUUCCUAAACAAGAUAUUCAGUAAAAUUCCUUUCAUAUUCUAACUCUAUUUAUUACAAAAGUCUUGCAGUUUGAGUUUGUUUCAGCUUUCAGAUUAUCAGUGACAUUUGUGGUGUUCAGUUUGUAGCUGAUGUAAUUAUUAUAAUGUUUUUUAUAUAUAAAAUCUUUUGUUACUUGAAAAUAAAUGGCUACAAUAAGGGAUGUGGUAAUAUUUGCAAAGAUUUGAAGGCCUCAUUAAAAUAAACUAGUUGUCUACACACUGUGAACUAAGUCCCAAAUAUUCGGAUUGGAUUGGUACUGAAAAUCCUGUUUAGUGACAUUAAACCACCUUUUUACAUGUUGAAAGUUGUAAUUAAUGCCAAAGUUUUAAUAAAUAACUUUAUUGUA